Messenger RNA from Seriola aureovittata, 1952 nucleotides. Its product is annotated as serine/arginine-rich splicing factor 1B-like. Gene Ontology annotation, molecular function: mRNA binding. The coding region runs from base 211 to 768 and encodes 185 amino acids. Gene Ontology annotation, cellular component: cytoplasm; nucleus; ribonucleoprotein complex. The transcript has 6 exons. Lineage: Eukaryota; Metazoa; Chordata; Actinopteri; Carangiformes; Carangidae. The record is from RefSeq and is a predicted model, not a curated record.
UGCUAUUGGUUAAUAGAGCUCGCCCACCGCAGGGAUACCGACUGGACUGUUAUGAAGGGCCUCCACCAACGUUCCCGUAAACAUUAUGCUUGUAAUUAGUUAAGCGACAACAGCCAUAAAUAUAUAUUUCUACAAUUUCUUGUUGGAGGUCAAACAAUUGGUAGCCUGAACAGUUCGGUAGCUAUCAACUUUGUUGAGCCACUGUUAAACAUGUCCGUCGGAGGUGUCAUUCGCGGACCCGCAGGAAGUUACGACUGUCAUAUAUACGUGGGAAACCUCCCCCCUGAUAUCCGCAACAAAAACGUGGAGGACGUCUUCUAUAAAUACGGAAUCAUUCGAGAUAUUGAUCUGAAGAACCGGAGAGGAGGACCGCCAUUUGCUUUCGUGGAUUUCGAGGACCCGAGGGAUGCAGAAGAUGCGGUUUAUGGACGUGAUGGUUACGACUAUGAUGGCUACCGUCUGCGUAUUGAGUUCCCUCGAAGUGGACGAGGUGGUGGUGAUGGUGGUGGUGGAGCUUUAGGAACCACAAGAGGAAGAUACGGUCCUCCGUCAUGGCGCUCCGAGUACAGAGUUAUUGUCUCAGGUUGGUCUUCCCCCAGUGGAAGCUGGCAGGACCUGAAGGAUCACAUGCGAGAGGCAGGUGAUGUAUGUUAUGCUGAUGUGUACUGUGAUGGCACCGGCGUAGUGGAGUUUGUACGCAAAGGAGACAUGACCGACGCUGUCCGUAAAUUGGAUAACACCAAGUUUCGCUCUCAUGAAGUAGGUUAGGGUUACAGUAAGGAAUCGCUCUAGGAUUAGAUUUUGGCAUUGAAACUGUUUGUUUAAGGUAAGUCUUGAAGUGAAACAUAGAGCAGGUUAAGUGGGGAAAAUGGGCAUUAGGGUGAAGACAACUGGACAGCAAAGGUCAGUUUAUAUUCAUGCUCAAUGUUGUUGCUUUGUCAUUAUACAGUGUAAACCUGUCAUUCCUGCCACUGCAAGGUUCUGGAUUGAUAAAGCUUAUCUCUGAUGCUCUGAUGAAGCUCAACACUGGGAGAGACGGACGGGGAGAGAGACGGACGGGGAGAGAGAUGGACGGUCCUCGCAGCCCCAGCUACGGGUUGUUCCCGCUCUCGUAGCCGCAGUCGAAACAGCAGCAACAUUGGCUCACGCAGCUUCUCCCCGCGUCACAGCAGAGGGACUCCACGUUAUUCACCCCGGCAUUCCCGCUCACGCUCUCGCACUUAAGGCACACAUGACCUUAAUCAAACCACCAGCCAGCAAUGCAUCUAUGAGCGGAGAAGACAAACUUCACAGAACACAUCCUUGACAGUCUCCAUGGACCAUUUGAUAUAGUUCAGAGGAGCAGGAUAGGAUGGAAACAGAGGAAAAGGAAACACAGUUUAUAUUAAGAUAAACAGGAGGAGGAAUCAAAUAUGGCACCAAUGGUUUGGACUGGGCUCAUUGUCUCUCCAUUCCGGAGCCGGAUCAGGAUUCAGGAUCAGAUCAGGAUUAGGAUUAGGCUUCAGGAUGGAUACAUGGAGCAGGAGCAUGGGAGCAUUUUACUGGGAGAGGAUCCCGACCCCUGGCUCUGUCCACGUGACCAUAUUUUUUUUUCAUGUGGGGCCUCAGAGACACAAUCACUGAUGACAUCUUGAUGAGUGAUGAGUGUUUUUUGAUAAAAACAUUUUUUUAUUAAGUGGAGCAAAGCUUGGAUCAAAUCCAGGAGGAGGGCUGGGAGGUGCAGGAUGGAUCCAUGCACGUAAGGAGAAUAGUAAAUAGUGGGCAACCAUUAACAGUGGAGGAGGGAGGGAAAAGGGAGGGAAGAGGGAAGGGGUGUGUAGGGGAAUGUUACCUUAAUAUGUUUUCUCUUAAAUGAGUCUUCUGCUGUAGAAGAUUACUUUUAAUUUUGCUAGGUAUAAUCUUCACUAUCUUGUGUUUUUCUCUUCAAUAAAAGCUGAAUUUAUAGUUUCAUA